AUGGUUCUGGAUGACAUGGGCAUUCGUCAAAUUGCAGCCGUGGUGGGUGGCUCCAUGGGUGGUAUGCUUACUCUUGAGUACGCCUACUUUGGCAAGGACUAUGUUCGCGCGAUUGUUCCGAUCGCCACCUCUCCUCGUCAUUCGGCGUGGUGUAUCAGCUGGGGUGAAGCCCAACGGCAGAGCAUCUACAGCGAUCCCAAGUAUGAGGAUGGCUACUACCCGUUUGACGAUCCCCCGGCCACCGGUUUGGGUGCGGCGCGCAUGUCCGCCCUCCUCACCUACCGUAGCCGCAACUCUUUCGAGUCUCGCUUUGGCAGAAACGUGCCCGAUCCCUCCAAGCGGCAGACCAUCAAUGGCCAGGAAAGGUCGCCCACUCCCCCGAACGAGCACUGGGCUAUCCACAACGACGGACACAAGAGUGGGCGCAGCUCGCCCGGGCCGCAGGCUGACGCCCAACACUCUGAAGUUCAGUUCCAAGACCCUCAGUUCUCGGGUGCCAAAACCUUCAGCAAGACCAUCGAGACCAACGGUUCCCAGAAGCGGCUCCCCACCUAUUUUUCUGCUCAGUCGUACCUUCGGUACCAGGGCGAGAAGUUCGUGAAGCGUUUCGAUGCCAACUGCUACAUCGCCAUCACCCGCAAGUUGGACACGCACGAUGUGUCCCGACACCGGGCCAGUCCUUCCGCGGAGAACCCCGUCCGUGAAGCCCUAUCUCAGAUUGAGCAGCCCGCUCUGGUUCUAGGUAUCGAAUCCGAUGGACUGUUCACUUUCGAUGAGCAGAAGGAGAUCGCUGCCGGCAUUCCGGACUCCCGCCUGAAGCGGAUCGAGAGUCCCGAAGGUCACGAUGCCUUCCUCCUCCAGUUCGAACAGGUCAACCGCUACAUCCUCGAGUUCUUCCGCGAAGUGCUGCCGGAUAUCAUGUCCAAGGCACCCGCCGAAGGAGUCGAGGCUGUGGACGGAGUCAACAAGCUAACCAAGAGCAGUACCUUCGGCGAAGCGGAAGUGGAAGAUAUCACCGCGUGGUAA
This is a messenger RNA of Aspergillus luchuensis, 1026 nucleotides long. Its product is annotated as homoserine O- acetyltransferase. The record is from RefSeq and is a predicted model, not a curated record. Gene Ontology annotation, molecular function: homoserine O-acetyltransferase activity. The coding region runs from base 1 to 1026 and encodes 341 amino acids. The transcript has a single exon. Gene Ontology annotation, biological process: L-homoserine metabolic process. NCBI's taxonomy places the organism in Eukaryota, Fungi, Ascomycota, Eurotiomycetes, Eurotiales, Aspergillaceae.